CCUGUGGAGGAGUCUUCACUUCACCAACUGGAAUGAUCCGGUCUCCCUAUUUCCCCGAACCUUAUCCCAGUAACAGGGAGUGUGAAUAUUUCAUAAAUCAGCCAGCUGGAACUAGGGUGACCUUGACAUUCAACACCUUUGACAUUGAGGGAGGACCCUCUGAGGGAAAUUGUGCAUAUGACUAUUUAGAGGUUCGGGAUGGAGGUUCAAGUAGUUCCCCUGUAAUGGGAACAUUUUGUGGCCCGCAAGUACCGGACCCUCAGACAACAACCGGAAAUCUUAUGUAUCUAAAGUUUGUUACAGACGGGUCGGUUCAGAACCUAGGAUUUGAGGCGACGUACGAAGCUGGCGAGGGCGGAUGUGGAGGCCAACUCACUGAUGAAACAGGAAGUAUUCAAUCUCCUGGCCAUCCUAAUGUAUAUCCACAUGGAGUGAACUGUUCGUGGAGUAUUCUAGUACAGCCCGGUCUUGUGGUGCGAUUUACCUUUCAUACAUUUAGUAUAGAGCAGCAUCCAAAUUGUAUCUACGAUUCGGUGGCCCUGUACGAUGGUUCCAGCACAGAUGAGUCCAAUCUGAUUGGACGGUAUUGUGGUUCAUCCAUGCCACCUGUUGCCACAACAACCAACAACAUGAUGACCAUACAGUUUAUAUCCGAUGAAAGUGUAUCAACAGAAGGUUUCUCGGCAUCGUAUGUUGCCUUGAAUGCUUCUACAUUAUGCGGCAAUGAUUAUACUGAUGCCACUGGGGUGAUUACAAGUCCAAAUUUUCCCAACGGUUAUCCACAUCAACGAGAGUGCACAUGGACUAUAACAGCACCAGAAGGGAACCAGAUUCUUAUCAAUGUAACAGACUUCAACUUGGAAAGUCAUCCGAAUUGUAACUAUGAUUACCUAGAAAUCAGAAAUGGUGGUUUCCCCAGUUCGCCUUUGGUUGGAAAGUAUUGUGGGACAUCAGUUGAUAGGAUUAUCAUAUCUCAUAGUAACAGAAUGUUCAUAAAGUUGGUGACUGAUCAGUCAUUAUCUGCACCCGGCUUCAGACUUUCUUACGACUCGACGGCAACUGGAUGCGGGGCCGACCUUACAACGCCCACCGGAAGUUUUGUUUCUCCCAAUUAUCCAAAUCCAUAUGGUCAUAAUGCAGAAUGUUUCUAUACAAUAACUGUGUCGAGAGGAAGUCGGGUGCAGCUUACUUUCAUUGACAUGGACAUCGAAGUUCAUGUCAACUGUAACUACGAUUAUGUAGAGGUCAGAGAAGGGGGCUCUGCUGGUAGUUUACUUGGAAAGUUUUGUGGUAACACUAAUCCCGAUCCUGUGACCUCGUCAGGCAAUGUGUUAUGGGUGAAGUACAGGACAGACUACUCUGUGUCAGGGAGAGGAUUCCAUGCUUUCUAUGCCAGCUUGUGUUCAAAUACCUUGACAGGAUUUAGCGGUGUUAUUGAGAGCCCCAACUUCCCGAACCCAUACCCGCACAACCGUAACUGUACCUGGAUAGUACAGGCUGCUCAAGGGAAUACACUCAACGUGUCGUUCUCACAUUUCAAUAUCGAGGCCCAUCCAAAUUGCCAAUAUGAUUAUUUACAGGUAAAUGAUGGUGCUUCAGUGACAUCAAAUUCUCUUGGGACAUUCUGUGGUAUGAAUCUCCCGCCUCCAUUGGUCUCGACCCAGGAAAACCUUUGGAUAAAGUUUGUAUCGGAUUUCUCAGUAGCCACAGCUGGAUUCAGGCUGGAAUAUAUCACAGAUG
This is a messenger RNA of Ruditapes philippinarum (Manila clam), 1740 nucleotides long. RefSeq names its product cubilin-like. The transcript is spliced from 9 exons. The record is from RefSeq and is a predicted model, not a curated record. NCBI's taxonomy places the organism in Eukaryota, Metazoa, Mollusca, Bivalvia, Venerida, Veneridae. The annotation marks the transcript as partial.